AUGCCACUUAUCGAGUCAGUCACAGGUGUGGCCGCAGCCACUUUUACCACGAUCAGUGAAUUGAGUCACUCUACGUCAGACGGGGGCCGCGACUCAGAAGCUCCAAUGAGUCCUUCAGGUGACUCCGGCCUCCUUUUUUCGCCUAUAGUUGGUCCCCUUACAAAUCCACCGUCACAACAGUAUCUUUCAUCUCCGGUCAGCGGAGUCAUUGCUUCUACCCAGUUGCCGAUGCUAUCGCUUAGUGCCUCUGCAUCAGUUUCCUCCUCACCCACAGCCACCACUUGCUGGCCCGCUGGCUCAAGUUCUGGUGUUAGUACAGGAUCCAUCGCGCGCACAUCUGCACCACCUGUCCCUCCACUUGCCAGCAAUGUCACUACUGUCGGUCUAUUUGGAAGCCCUGUAUCUUCGCUUUCCCCAUCAGCUUUAGUUAGUCUGCUGUCAAACACGGCCACCGCUACUGGUACUAUCAUCUCCACCUCUAGCAUUGGGACACCCAGCCCUCCUCCACAGGCUCCUCCACCCGAUAGUCAGGCUCACCAUUGGCGCGAAGGUAAUCUACCAGUCAACUCAAAAUGCGCCGCUUGCCGCAAGGCCUGUUGGUCCACUGAAUGUCUUACUGGGAUGCGCUGCGAAUGGUGUGGCGCAACAGUACGUAUAUGA
This is a messenger RNA of Protopolystoma xenopodis, 660 nucleotides long. NCBI's taxonomy places the organism in Eukaryota, Metazoa, Platyhelminthes, Monogenea, Polystomatidea, Polystomatidae. The record is from the annotation of a GenBank genome assembly.